Candida albicans SC5314 is the source of this 2850-nucleotide messenger RNA. RefSeq lists its product as uncharacterized. Gene Ontology annotation, biological process: lipid metabolic process. Bases 1 to 2850 code for a protein of 949 amino acids. Gene Ontology annotation, molecular function: triacylglycerol lipase activity. The record is from RefSeq and is a predicted model, not a curated record. The transcript has a single exon. Lineage: Eukaryota; Fungi; Ascomycota; Pichiomycetes; Serinales; Debaryomycetaceae.
AUGAGCUCUGAAGUAACGUUGGUACCCACUGUAUCAACAACGUCGUCAGACGCCAUCAUCAAAGAAUUAUUCCAACAAUACAUAUCGUUACAUCCAAACGACAACACUACUUCCAACAACAACAAACAAACAGAGCGUACUGGUUUUUCACUUCGAUCGUUACCGAUUAUAGGUAACUUUUUCCCCGAGAUGGACGAUAAGAAAAAAGCCAUUAAUGAGUUAUUAGAGAUACAAAAAGUGACAACUUCGUAUCGAGAAUGGUACGAUACAUCUUUGAAACUAGAUGAGUUGUUGGGUAACAAUGCAUGGAAAUCUGAUCCGAAAAGCGAUAUAUACGACUAUGAUUUGAUCUACAAAAAUCUAAAUGAAAUGAGGCGAGCCAGAUUGAACCACGAUUACAAACUACUUUUGUAUUACAUUAGAACAAAAUGGAUAAGAAAUAUAGGUAAUAUGGGAGAUGCAAAUUUAUACAGACACGCUUAUGUGGGAACCAAGAAGUUAAUUGAAGAGUAUGUUCGAGAGUGUCAAUUAUCGUUGGAGUAUUUGGUCACCAACGACGAAGUCAACUUGAACGAUAGGUAUUUAUUGGGUAUGUUGAUCCAAACUAGAAAAAAUAUUGGACGUACCGCAUUGGUGCUUUCAGGAGGUAGCACAUUUGGAAUAUUCCAUAUCGGUGUGUUGACGACUUUAUUUGAAGCAAAUUUAUUACCAAGGAUUAUAAGUGGUUCAUCUGCUGGUUCUAUUGUGGCAAGUAUUUUGUGCUGUCAUAAUAAUGAAGAAACCUUUGAGUUAUUGAGCACUAUUACCACCAAAAAAUUCAAUAUUUUUGAUGUUGUUGACUGUGACACCUCCCAAAUUCAAGGCUCUUUUAAAAAAGUGUUGUAUUAUUUGGGUCACUGGAUAAAAUAUGGAACUAUAUUUGAUAUUGAAGGCUUACAAGAUACAAUGAUUGGGUUUUUAGGUGACUUGACAUUCCGGGAGGCGUACAAUAGAACAGGGAAAAUCUUGAAUAUUACUGUAUCCCCAGCAUCUGUACACGAGCAAACACGGUUGUUGAACUAUUUGACUGCACCCAACUGUCUAAUUUGGUCGGCUGUAUGUGCCAGUUGUUCAGUUCCAGGAAUAUUCCCUUCAUGUUCUGUCUACGAGAAAAACCCCAAAACAAACGAAAUCCACGAAUGGAAUAAUGACGAGUCUAUGAAGUAUGUGGACGGAUCAGUGGAUAAUGAUUUGCCAAUUACGAGAUUACUGGAAAUGUUUAAUGUUGAUCAUAUUAUUGCCGUUCAAGUUAACCCACAUGUUGUGCCCAUAUUGAGAGUGUCAGUGAGCAAUAUAGGUGGUCAAGUCGAAAACGAUUUGAUAUACAAAAUGAAACAUCUUUUGAAUAAUGUCUAUGAUUUUGUUUCGUGUGAAGCAAUCCACUAUUUGCAAUUGCUCAAUGAAUUGGAUGUUUACAAGAAUUUGUCUAAUAAGAUGAUAUCAAUUUUGUCUCAAAACUAUUCUGGUGAUAUCACUAUUAUUCCUGAAUACAAGAUGAGCGACUUUGUUAAUUUAUUUGAGAAUCCAGAUACAGAAUUCAUGCUUGAUUUUAUAUGCCGUGGAGCCAAAGUGUCGUGGCCCAAAGUGUCUAUAAUUCAUAACCACUGUAGUGUUGAAUUUGCGUUGGACAAGGCAAUAACGAUUUUGAGAGGAAGAAUUAUUACGUCUGCAAACUAUCGAAUCACAUCCAACAGUAGUGGUGUUAGACGCAGCCAGCUGUACUACAAACCAAAACAGCAAAUAAUGAACUUGGUUACUUCUCCGGUAAUGAAUGACAGUACUCAAUUCAACACGGCACCAGCAACGCCGCUUAAACAAAAGCAAAGACCACUAGGAGUUCAAAGACACCAUUCUACGUCGAAUACAAUUUCCAAUAAACACCAACCAAGAUCCAAGAGAAAUUCAAUGAGUGCCACGGAUGGCGGGCAAGCCGAAGCCGUUGCUGCUGCGUACUCAACUGUAGGCGGUGCAACUACUCCUCAGAAAAAGCUUUUAAAAGGGAUUUCAACCACAGCACUAGUGCAAUUGACACAGGGAUACGUUUCUGGAGAUUCUACAUUGGUAAACGAUGAUUCAGAAAAUUCCAAUGGACCAGCAACUACAACUAGACGCGGGAUUAGAAAAGCUAGGAGUUCAGGGAAUAUUAGAAAUAAUAUGGACUACAAUAAUGCUGAUCGUCCAGUAUCAAGGCUGACUAUUGAUAGGAUUCCCUAUAAAAACAAUCCAUAUUUACAACAAAGAUCAAAAGAAUCGUUGGAGUCAUUCAGUAAGGCCGAGGAAGGUCUAAGUCAAAGGAAGAAACCAAAUUUACCAAGUGUAUCAAGAUCCAAUUCCCACCGAAACUCGUAUAUUGGGUUGAACAGGUUGAAAGAUAAUAAUCUAUCAAAGCAGAAUAAUAAUCUGUACUACAACUUAAAGCAGUUAGGUAAAGGUCCCAACAACCAAGAAUUGAUCAACAAAUUGGAACAAGAAAGAAAAGGAAUAUUGAAGAACGGUAAUCGAGAGAGUAUAGCGAAUUUGGAGUUGUUUGCUAAUAGUGACGAUGAUGACUUGUGUAAACUCGAAUUGUCUCAUGACAGUAGUUUAGGUGAUGAUGAACAUAGCAAUGAGAAAGAGUAUACACCAGGUGAUGACGAUGACGAUGAUGAUGACUCAGAUGAAGAAGAUAGCCAAUCUCACAGUGACGAAGAAGAGGAGGAUUACGGUGAAAAGGCCAAUGGAAGCAGCUUGAAAGUGGCUUUUGAAUCUGUGGAGAUGACAAACCGUUCAGAGAGUGUUGUUGAUGAUAUUGAUCCGUAUUUUGGUAAUUGA